GACUCACUGAACUGCACAGGAAACUGUGGGAGGAGCAGAGAAAGUGAAAGUGAAACUAUUCUGUGACUUUGCUCCAGUCGCCAUUUUAACUGCGCAGCACGAAGACACAAUGUUCUCUCUCGUGUGAUUGGUCACUGGACUGAACACAGAUCCACAUCAGACGUCCUCCAGGAAACAGGAAGGAGAUUUUCAAUCUAACUGAGAGAAAGACUGAAGUCCAGCAGAUGAGUGAUUGUGCGGAGGAAGACGAGGACAGAGCAGAGUCUCCAGGACCCAGCGGUCUGUCUGUGAAGAGUGACUGGUCUAUGGGACACCCUCCAGGCUUCAGUCAUGAACCUGGAGCCUCAGAGACAAAAGGUCAGAACCAGAGACGGAGAGCAGAGUCUCCAGGAGCCAGCGGUCAGUCUGUGAAGAGUGACUGGUCUAUGGAACAACCUCCAGUCUUCAGUCAUGAACCUGGAUCCUCAGAGACAAAAGACCAGUUUGCUGUUUCUGUGGACGAGCACACAUCCUGCUGUCCUCUGUGUCAGGACGUCCUGAAGGAUCCAGUCUCCACCAGCUGUGGUCACCGGUUCUGCAGACGCUGUUUCUCCUCAUACGUGGACCAGUCUGGUCCACCAGGAGACUCCUGCUGUCCCCAGUGUGGGAAAAGACCCAGGACAGAACGUGGACCACAGAGCAUCAGUGUCCAGACAGAUGUUGGUCUGCAGGAGGUUCUAGAUGAACAUAAGAUCAGUCUGAGGAGGAGAUUUGAACAUGUGACUGAAGGAACUAAUGCAAGAGGAAGUAGAACCCUCCUGAACAGGAUCUUCACUGAGCUCUACAUCACAGAGGGACAGAGUGAAGAGGUCAAUACUCAACAUGAGGUGAUGCAGCUGGAGAUGACCUCCAAGAAGAAAAUGGUCCAGGACACUCCCAUCAAGUGCUGCAACAUCUUUAAAGCCUUACCUGACCAGCAGGGGAGCAUCAGAGUCGUCCUGACCAACGGCGUCGCUGGUGUUGGAAAAACCUUCUCGGUGCAGAAGUUCACUCUGGACUGGGCCGAGGGUUUGGAAAACGAGGAUGUGAAUCUGCUGAUUGUGCUUUCGUUCAGAGAGCUGAACCUGAUCAGAGAUCAGCAGCACAGUCUUCUCACGCUGCUCCAUGUUUUCUAUCCAACAUUAGAGAAGGUCAGAGCAGAGGAGCUUGCUGUCUGUAAACCUUUGUUCAUCUUUGACGGCCUGGAUGAAAGCAGACUCUCACUGGACUUCAGCAGCAGGACGCUGGUUUCUGACGUCACACACAGGUCAUCAGUCAACGUGCUGCUGACCAACCUCAUCCAGGGGAAUCUGCUUCCCUCGGCUCUCGUCUGGAUAACUUCACGACCUGCGGCGGCCAAUCAGAUCCCUCCUACAUGUGUUGAUAGGGUAACAGAAGUACGAGGCUUCACUGACGACCAGAAGGACGAGUACUUCAGCAAGAGAUCCAGAACUGAAGAUCUGUCCAGCAGAAUCAUCUCACACAUCAAGACGUCCAGGAGCCUCCACAUCAUGUGUCAAAUCCCAGUCUUCUGCUGGAUCAGUGCUACAGUUCUGGAGCACAUGUUGACCACAGAGCAGAGAGGAGAGCUGCCCAAGACCCUGACAGACCUGUACUCACACUUCCUGCUGGUUCAGACAAAGAGGAAGAAGAACAAGUACGAUAAAGGACGUGAGAUGAGUCCACAGGAGCUGAUGGAGGCCGACAGGGACGUUCUUCUGAAGCUGGGGAGGCUGGCCUUUGAACAUCUGCAGAAAGGAGACAUCAUGUUCUACCAAGAAGACCUGGAGCGGUGUGGUCUAAGUGUGACAGAGGCCUCGGUGUACUCAGGAGUUUGUACAGAGAUCUUCAGAAGAGAGAGCGUGAUCUUCCAGAAAACAGUCUACUGCUUUGUUCAUCUGAGCGUUCAGGAGUUUCUGGCUGCAGUCUACAUGUUCCACUGUUUCACCAACAGGAAGACAGAGGUACUGCAGGACUUCUUCAGACAAGAAGACAAAGACAGGGACUCAAACAGAUUUAGCAGAAACUUCUCACUCGACGACUUCCUGAAAGAAGCCAUGAAGAAAUCACUUCAAAGUGAAAAUGGUCACCUGGACCUGUUUGUUCGCUUCCUUCAUGGACUCUGUCUGGAGUCCAACCAUAGACUCUUAGGAGGUCUGCUGGGUCAGACUCAGAACACUCCAGAAAUCAUCCAGAGUGUCAUCAAGAACCUGAAGGAGAUGAACACAGACAACAUCUCACCUGACAGAAACAUCAACAUCUUCCACUGUCUGACAGAGAUGAACGACCAAUCAGUGCAUCAGAAGAUCCAAGAGUUCAUGAAGUCAAAGAGCAGAGGACAGGCACUCUCUGAGAUCCACUGCUCAGCUCUGGCCUACAUGCUGCAGAUGUCUGAGGAGGUUCUGGAUGAGUUGGACCUGGACAAGUACAACACAACAGCCCAGGGAAAACAAAGACUUUUUCCAGCUGUGAGGAACUGCAGGAAGGCUCGGUUGAGUGGCUCCAGAUUGUCAGAGAUCAGCUGUUCUUCUCUGGCCUCAGCUCUGAAGUCCAACCCCUCCCACCUGAGAGACCUGGACCUGAUCUGGAACGAUCUGUAUGAUUCAGGAGUAAAGCUGCUGUGUUCUGGACUGGAGAGUCCACAUUGUAGACUGGAGACUCUGAGGUUGAGUCGCUGCAGUUUGACAGAGAUCAGCUGUUCUUCUCUGGUCUCAGUUCUGAAGUCCAGCUCCUCCCACCUGAGAGACCUGGACCUGAGUGGGAACCAUCUGCAUGAUUCAGGAGUGAAGCUGCUGUGUUCUGGACUGGAGAGUCCACAUUGUGGACUGGAGACUCUGGGGUUGUGUCGCUGCAGUUUGACAGAGAUCAGCUGUUCUUCUCUGGUCUCAGUUCUGAAGUCCAACUCCUCCCACCUGAGAGACCUGGACCUGAGUCUGAACCAUCUGCAGGAUUCAGGAGUGAAGCUGCUGUGUUCUGGACUGGAGAGUCCACAUUGUGGACUGGAGACUCUGGGGUUGAGUGGCUGCAGAUUGUCAGAGAUCAGCUGUUCUUCUCUGGUCUCAGUUCUGAAGUCUAACUCCUCCCACCUGAGAGACCUGGACCUGAGUGGGAACCAUCUGCAGGAUUCAGGAGUGAAGCUGCUGUGUUCUGGACUGGAGAGUCCACAUUGUGGACUGGAGACUCUGGGGUUGAGUCGCUGCAGUUUGACAGAGAUCAGCUGUUCUUCUCUGGUCUCAGCUCUGAAGUCUAACUCCUCCCACCUGAGAGACCUGGACCUGAGUGGGAACCAUCUGCAUGAUUCAGGAGUGAAGCUGCUGUGUUCUGGACUGGAGAGUCCACAUUGUAGACUGGAGACUCUGAGGUUGAGUCGCUGCAGAUUGUCAGAGAUCAGCUGUUCUUCUCUGGUCUCAGUUCUGAAGUCCAACUCCUCCCACCUGAGAGACCUGGAGCUGGGUGGGAACCAUCUGCAGGAUUCAGGAGUGAAGCUGCUGUGUGAUCUUGUGCAGAGUCCAGACUACAGACUGGAGACUGUGAGGUGGAAGACAGUGUGGUGAUGAUGAUGAUGAUGAUGAUCUUCAUCCUGAGUCAGCAGAUCUGGAACAAACAUCAUGUGAAGGACAAAGGUUUUUCUGUGACGUCACUUUUAACGUGGUCAGCUCGGUCCUGUCGUCCUGAACCUGUGACACUGUGACAUGUGAACAUUUCACAACUUCACAACUUCACAACUUCAUUCUUUCCGAGGCGUCUUCCGUGCACGUGUGUGGGCUCUGUCUUCACAGAGGUCCUCAUUCUAUGGUUAUGGUCGUUCAACAUAUUUCUCUUUCUACAGGAAACUGAUGGUGAAAGAAAAAGCUAAAAGCUACUUGUUGUUUGUUAUUUGUUAUUAUGACUUUUGACUUUAUUAUAAGGCUUAGUGUAGUGACUUCAUCAUGAGUGCUCAUACUAAAAUAAACAUCAUUUCUAUUAUUAUUUCUAUAAUCUAUAUACAGACACUUUCCAUGAUAGGAUGUAUGAAUGUUAUUAUAUAUAUAUAUAUAUAUAUAUAUAUAUAUAUAUAUAUAUAUAUAUAUCGCUCCCCCUGGUCACUUCUUUAAUAAAAUGGAAACACUUUCCUGUUAAGGCUGCGCAUGAGCCUGUUGUACUUACCGUAUGACAGAGGCGGGUUAACGCUCCCUUUCCUCCAGGGAUAUUAUUGGGCUGCCCAACUAAGAGCAGCCUCAUGUUGGUUUGAACAUCAGUCACCGCUGCACUGGAUAAGGAUGGAGGAAAUCACAACUUCUAAAGUGUCCUUCUGUCUCUGCCGUUACUCUGAAAAAGCACACCACAAACCCCUUUGUUAGAAAGACACCAGGUGUUAAGUUAUCUUGGGGAAAAUGCUCCACUGUCCCAAUUCUCACCUGUUUGGAGGAACACAAAGUUCACGCCAGCCACUAAUGACCUUGGUUUGAAGUUGUGAGCAGACAGAGGCAUCAGUAAGAUUUGAAGUUUUACUGACAUCAAGCUAAAGUUUAAAACUGAGCCUAAACACUUUUUCACGUGUCUUCAGAUAAGAAGACACAGAACUCUGUUCUGACCCGUUAUGGAGCAGCUGGAUUAAUCUCAACGUUUUAUCAGAUUAUCAUCCAUGCAGCAAAAGAAUCUGCAGAGGAUAAAAGAUUAGCAUGGUGCUCAGACCUUAAUGAAGAUAUCAGUGUAGAAGAGUGGCAGGAUAUAUGUUUCCAGUGUUUCAACUCCUCCAGUACAAAUGGUUGAUGAGAACAAACUUUACUCCAGAAUCAUUGCGUCACAUUUACCCCAAUACACCGGCUACUUGUGUCAAAUGUCUGUUUCACUGCCUCUGGGAAUGCACCCUCAUUCAAGAAAGAGGGGAUUACAAUGGUGUCCAUUUUUAUUAAGGAACAACUUCCUCUUUGUCCCAAGCUUUGUAUUUUCAGAUGUUUCCCAGCGAGCUGUACGCUGAGCCAUCGCAGUAAGAAGAUGGUGGUAUUGUGUCUUCUUGAAGCUAAACGUAAACUUGCACUAUCAUGGAAGUGUGUUCACAGACCAACCAGCCGUAGAAAAACUUACAUACAACACAUUUGUAAAGAUUUGGGAUGAUUUCUUGUUUUGUUUUGUUCACAGAUCACAAUAAGAAAUAAGGAAACACUUGUAUGUUUGUCCACCUGUGCAUGUACAUGCGUGUACAAUGUUCUUUAUUCUUUUUUUCUUUUUAAACCGUGAUGAGUAACAGUCAGUUACCAAACCAGAAAUAUACCACUAAUAUCUGCAGGUUUUCAAUGUCUAUAUCUGCUUGUUUAAUGAUGUUUAAUGAUUUUAAAUGACAUUUCAUUUGAAGUGAACAGAAGCUUUGUCUGUUCGGUGUCUCUCUGAGUUAAAGGGGGACUGAUGAGAUGAAAUGGGAAGAACAGAGUCUUGGAGACUGGAGCUGAGUGAGAGUGUGAGGCCCUGUGACUUAUUUCAUUUUCACAUCGAGGACAAAUAAGGGAGGGCAAACACAGAACACAUGAACAAUUCUUUGUCUGCUUGAAUGUUUUUUAAUGUUUUAAAUUGUUUAUAUUUCUAUAAUUGAUUUUGUUUUAAUUUCCAAUGUAUUUACUUGCUUCUGUAAAGCCCUAUGAAUUGCCUUGUGUAAGAAUGGCGCUGUACAAAUAAACUUGCCUUGCCUUAUACUGAU
Molecule: messenger RNA, 5692 nt
Organism: Solea solea (common sole)
Lineage: Eukaryota; Metazoa; Chordata; Actinopteri; Pleuronectiformes; Soleidae
Product: NACHT, LRR and PYD domains-containing protein 12-like
Exons: 13
Coding region: 225-3572 (1115 amino acids)
Molecular function (GO): metal ion binding; protein binding
Source: RefSeq, a predicted model, not a curated record